Schistosoma bovis is the source of this 2909-nucleotide messenger RNA. NCBI's taxonomy places the organism in Eukaryota, Metazoa, Platyhelminthes, Trematoda, Strigeidida, Schistosomatidae. The record is from the annotation of a GenBank genome assembly.
AUUCAACCUUGACAGAAUUUUAAUUUGCUAUUAGAAAUGCACUUUGUUCAGUUGUUACCGUCCCCUACAUAGUUCAGUGUGAUGGUUUCGUUACAGUCGAUUGACCACUAUGAAUUCAAAGAAAUAUUGGGAACGGGAGCCUUCUCAGAAGUCCGUCUUGCAGAGGAUCAGCGAAACCCUGGAUCAUUCGUAGCGAUAAAGUGUAUUCGCAAAAAAUACCUUUCUAAGUCUCAAAAUUCCGAGUGUGCUAUCAAGGAGGCUGAGUCACGCAAGGAGUCUCUCAACAAUGAGAUAGAAGUGCUGAGAAGACUCAGACACCCAAAUAUAGUUCAGUUGUUCGAUGUCUUAGAAGAUGCGGAGUGUUACUACCUUGUUAUGGAACUGGUUACUGGAGGGGAAUUAUUCGAUCGUAUUGUUCAGAAAGGUAGUUAUACUGAACGUGAUGCAAGUGCCCUUAUUCGACAAGUUCUGUUAGCUACUGAAUAUAUGCAUAGUCAAGGAGUUGUACAUCGAGAUUUGAAACCGGAAAAUCUACUCUACUUUAGUCCAGCUGAUGAUAGUAAAAUAAUGGUGAGUGAUUUUGGCUUGUCAAAAAUAGAAAACAAUGAGUCCAUCAUGGCUACAGCCUGUGGUACACCAGGUUAUGUUGCUCCUGAAGUUCUUAGUGUUAAUGAAGGCAGUUCCGGCUAUGGUAAAGAAGUAGACUGUUGGGCUAUUGGUGUGAUUGCAUACAUUUUAUUAUGUGGAUAUCCACCAUUCUAUGAUGAAAAUGAUCAUGAAUUGUUUCGUCAAAUACGAAUGGCAGAAUAUGAAUUUGAUUCCCCGUAUUGGGAUAAUAUAUCUGACUCAGCCAAAGAUUUUAUUAGUAAUCUACUACAAAAAGAUCCAAAAAAACGCUAUAGUUGUGUACAAGCCUUAGAACAUCCAUGGAUAGCUAGUAAUACAGCACUUGAUAGGGAUCUUUAUCCUUUUGUCAGUGAACAGAUACGUAAAAAUUUCUUAGCAGUAAAACGAUGGAAGAAAGCUUAUAAUGCAACAGCAGUACUUCAUUUAUUACGUCGUCUUCAAUUAAAUAAAAGUAAUUCAACAGCGGAAAAAUCAACUAAUUCCACUGAUUCUUUAUCUACAUUCACAUUUGAUGAAGAUAAAUUAGCAGAAAUACAAUGUAAACAAUUAAAAUCAAAUUCUAUUGAUAAACAAGAUAAAUUACCACCUAAAUUACAAACAUCAUGUUCAUCACCAUCAUCAUUAUCUUCACCUACUCGUCCUCCUGAAAUUAAACCAUUUUCAUUCAACAAUAUAACUGAUGAAAUUAAAAAUAUUGAGAAAAAUGAUAACAAUACAACUUAAUAUGAAUUAUAUUUAAGUGUCAAUAAAUUAUUGCCAAAAUUAUGAUCAUAUAUUAUUCUAAUUGAAAUAUAACAAUUAGAAAUUUGAUGAUGAUACUCCCUGGGAAUUAAUAAUCUCAAUCAUAAGUUAAAGAUGAAUCUAUGUGUAAAUAUGUCUAUUUGUGGUAAGAAUAUUUGUCAGUUCCUAGUUAAAAAUUUUCAUUUAACUCUUUUGUCUUGAGUAACAUUGGUUUUCCUCUUUGCUUCAUUUUAUAGUUACAAUGUAUCGUUACAUUUCUAGUCAUAUAUAUUUAUAUAUAGUUCCUCAGCCUACAUCAUAAUUGAAAUGAACUAUUACUCUAAUUGAUUUUUUUCCUACCUAUUCACUUCUAUUUCAUUCCUGUUGAGGAACAUAUAUAUCUAUAUGUAUACUAGAAGAACUUGUAAAACUAAUUUAAUUUGCAUUUAAUCGAAAUAUCUUUCCGUAUUUUUUCUUUCUUGAGUCAAAAUAGCACAUUAUACACAAAUGGCGCCAUUUUAUUCUUAUAUUACUAAAUAUAUAUACUUUCUUACAAUUAAAUUGGAAGAGAAAAAAAAAGAGAAGCAAAAUUUGAAAACAACCAGUAAAUAUACUGUGUACUAUCGUUAACUACUUACUGCUUAAACGUUCCAACCACAUCUAUAUAUAUAUAACAGAUAUUUAUCUAUUUUGUUUUGUUUUUUUUUGUUUUUUUAUUGUUACUAUAUCUAAGUAAAACGAUAUGUUGUUUUCUGUUUUGCCUUCAUUUUUAAACUAAGAAAUUUUGAGUAUAGUGGAGAAUUGUUUUUCUCAAUCCAACGAUUUAUUUUCAUCACAAUUGAUUGAACUUAUUUAUUUACAUUUCGAUUGUUUUCAUUAUUUUCUUUCCUUUUUUUUGUUUGUUUGUUUGAACGUAUUCAUAAAUAGUUUACAAUUAUAAUGAUUAAAUCCAUAAAUGAAUAGCAGCCUUCUUAUUAUUGAAUAAUAAUAAUCAUAACAACAAUAGUAACAAUCAAUAGUGUUCCCAUUUUCUUGUGACAAUUUAAAAAAUUCCCAUUCAUCUCAUGCUUUUUUUUUCUUUUCUCUUUUAAUUCACACCUUUUUUGUCAUUUAGGUUUAAUUGAUUCCACUUACCAAUGAUUAUUAUGGUCUGUUUUUCAGCGUUUUAUUUUCAAUAAAAUGAAUGGUUUCCAUGAACAAAUGAAAAACAAAAUAAACGAUCGAUCAUUAAAUUUCGCUGUUUUUUAUUCCCAAUUUUUUUUCGGUUUGAUAAUUCAAGUCAACAACACUUUUAUCAUUGUUUAAAUUGUUUUUGUUAUAUAUAUAUAUAGAUUAAAGAUGAAGGAAAAUGGAUCAUAUACAUGAUUGGUUUGUUUAGUUUAUUAAAUUGGUUUAGUGAUGAGAAGAAAAUUGUAUUAUUUCCAAAUGUUUGCUUUAUUCACAUGAGUUAACUAUAAAUGGUGUGAUAAAAAGAACAAUUAAAAACUAGUAUUCACAGAAAAAAAACAUUAUGGUUUUAAUGAUGGAUAGUGGCUAGCAUUGGAAUCCAGGACGCGCGUUUC